CUUUUCUUUAUCCAUGUAUGGUUGGUUUUAAUGUUUGAACUCUUCCCCAGCUGGUGUUAUUGUUGUUUUGAUAAUUCACAGCUGGUGUUAUUGUUGAUCAGGUCAGACUUGAGACUUGAGAGAUACAGUUUCUUGUCAACUUGGUUCGAAGUCGUUUCGCAUGAGUAGCAAGUUUGAGAGGGAUCAGAGGAUCAUCACCUGCUUCAGUACAUAGUUCAAUUAUAGCUCACAGAAAGCAGUCGGCAGAAUAUAAUAAACUCGUUCGAAGGUCAGGUGCUUGCAAGAAGUGAGGGGCAGCAGAUGGAAGGAAGAGGGCUUUCUGACUUCUAUAGGAAUACAAGUGAGGAGUUGAUCCUGAGAUCUUAUAUGGAGAGCUCAGUUGCAACGCCUCUACCAACCAUGGAGAUGCUUGGUUUUAAGAAUUUGUCUCAAAACUUUCGUACAGAUAGCGAGGAGCUCUUCAAGAGCUGGCUCACAACUGGAGAGACCAAUUGCUUCAACACAUCAAGCAUUGCACAUCGUACUCGACAAGGAUCACGGAGGAUAUCUACUGAAAUUGCUAGUUUGUCUGGUCAGCAACAUAUUGGUCUACUUCAAAAGAAAAGAAGCAAUGAUUGUUUAUAUCCACAAAUUAAUGUCAUGCCUGACGAAAUGUCUGGUGACAACAAUCAAAAUUCAAUCAGGCAUGGUGUUGAAAGAGGAAUGCAGGCUAGUGAGUUAUAUUUGGCUAAGGCCUGGUUUCACAGUUCUCAGCCUAUGACAAGAAGCCGAUCCUCUGAAUUACGGAGGAGGUAUGUUGCCAUGCAAAAUGCUCAAACUACAGUAGGUCUGGAAGGCCUGCAGACUGCUUCAGGGAAUUGCCCCAAUGUAGUUAAACAAGAAUUUGCAUUUUCGAAUGCUUUCAAUGAUCCUUCUGUUUGUGAGGUCACCAAUCAAUUGGGGACCUUCAUUUCUCCGUCCAAUUCAUCAUCAUCCACUUUCAACACCCCACAAAUGAGUGACAUGGAUAAAGUUUCAUCCGUGGUGAGCAUGCUAAAGGGUACAUUAGAGCGCAAAAAGCUUAGUAACCAGAUUGAAAAAGAAGGUGUAGAAGAUGAUAGCUCCAAUGGCCUUUUCUCUGCUCAAGAAAUUAUAGUCAACACUGGUUCUGAUCAAGGGCAAGAGGAUCGAAUUCAUGAAAUGGCAGGAACAUUUCAGGAAGUAUCCACUAUCCAAGUUAAUAAUCAUAGAAUUACACAAAACUUUGAAGGAUCCCUGGAUCUUGAGAUGGAAGGUUUUGUAAAUCUCAGAAACCCCAACCCUUUAAGCAGAAACUCUCAAGAACCUUCCCAAAGUGAAUCAUCUGCUGCUGCACCAGUAGUUUCAUCUGGCUUUGAUGCGUGUGAUGGUCCCAGCAAUUCAAGUCAAACACUGAAUAUUUGUAAAAGUUCAAUGAAACGAGCUGGAAAUAGGAGUUCAGAAAAUGACUCUAGAUCUAAAGAUUUCAGAGAUCGGAUAAUUGGAAAUUUGAAAGAUGAUCAAAAGAGGGGGGAGCGUUUAGAUCGAUAUGGAUCUGUGACAUCAGCUGUUUCAGGUUGUGCAGUGGACAAGGAGGAUGCCACGAAAAAACGCAGGGUGGAGAGGUCACGCAAAAUGGCAGAGGCAAAGGAAAGGAAUUCAACUCCAGUAAUUCCGUCAGAUAUACAAUCUGUCUUGAAGCGGUGUGAAAAUCUUGAAAAGGAAGUGCGAUCCCUCAAACUUAACUUGUCCUUCAUGAAUAGGAAGGAUUCUGAGCAAACUAAGCAGAUAGAGGAGCUGCAGAAGCAAAAUGAAGACCUCACGGACGAAAAAGAGCGACUCCUAGAGGAGAUAGAGAGGAUCCUUUCAGAAACUGGCAAGAUUUGAAAGUCCAUCCUAGUUUUGCUAACUAGAUUUCCCUCCUCUUUAAGAUCCUGAGAAUUUUGCAAAAGUUCAAUUGGGGUAUGUGUAGAAGAUCCAUGAUCCUACCCUGAUUGCAAUGAACACAGAAAAAUGUAAUGCUUGAUGCACACGUAAAGCAUGGUUUGGUUUAUUUUCUGAA
Prunus avium (sweet cherry) is the source of this 2059-nucleotide messenger RNA. Lineage: Eukaryota; Viridiplantae; Streptophyta; Magnoliopsida; Rosales; Rosaceae. The record is from RefSeq and is a predicted model, not a curated record.